Messenger RNA from Labeo rohita (rohu), 2561 nucleotides. Its product is annotated as tumor necrosis factor receptor superfamily member 5. Gene Ontology annotation, biological process: immune response; B cell activation; positive regulation of isotype switching to IgG isotypes. The coding region runs from base 220 to 1110 and encodes 296 amino acids. The record is from RefSeq and is a predicted model, not a curated record. Gene Ontology annotation, molecular function: CD154 receptor binding; transmembrane signaling receptor activity; antigen binding. Gene Ontology annotation, cellular component: CD40 receptor complex; membrane; external side of plasma membrane. NCBI's taxonomy places the organism in Eukaryota, Metazoa, Chordata, Actinopteri, Cypriniformes, Cyprinidae. The transcript is spliced from 8 exons.
GCAAGCGUGAAAGCAGACAGAAAAGAAAAGAGAAGAAGACAACUGACGCAAUAGCGCGGGUCACCGUCGUCAAUUCCUUGGUAACUUGCAAGAAAGAAUCAAGACAUCACUUCCAUAAUUGGUGUCAAGUGGUGUAUAAGUCAACAGACUUGACAUAUGACAGCACAAAACUAUUCAUACUGAAGGGACCGAAUCGAGACAACAGUCAACGUAGCCGAGAUGGGAGAAAAGAAUUGCAGCAAAAAAUGUCCUAAAGGAAAAUAUAUGGUUUCUUGUAAUACCACAUCGCAAACAGUAUGUGAAGUCUGCCCACGGCGUACAUUUAUUGAUGAGGAAAACAACUUGAGCCGGUGUCGAGCCUGCAGGGAGUGCUCCAGCAGCAGCAACAUGGAGAAGGCAAAGGAGUGUGAGGCAGACAAAAACACGGAGUGUAGGUGUAAGACGGGAUACUUCUGUACACAUGAAAGCGACUCCCACUGCGAUCACUGCAUCCCAGUCGGCACAUGUCCUCCAGGGAAAGGAGUCACCACUUAUCACACAUUCAAGACAAACACCAUAUGCGGACACUGCCCAGAGGGAACCUACAGUGAUGUGGACGACUACAUUUCCAGCUGCAAAAAUUUUACAAGUUGUGAUGAUUUGGGUCGAGUUCUGAAAACUCCUGGGACCAGCCAAUCAGACGUUGUUUGUGGAGAUUUUAAACCUUGUGUGGCACCUUGUUCUUGGUUGUUACCUGCUAGCCUGUGGUCAGGGGUCGUGAUUACUUCCCUGCUUGUAUUUUUGAUCCUGUUUCUAAUUUACUGGAGAAACAGACACCAUUCAAAAAAAUUAGAGAUUUCUUUAAACCACAUCUCGCCAGUGCUUCCUCCAGACAUCCUGAAAUACCCUGCAGACUGCGAUGUGGAGAAACAUGCAGAAUGUCAGCAACUUACACAUUUAGUUGGAAACUACCCCGACAUGGACAGUAGCAUACAGUGUGAUGAAUUUCUGCCAACGAUAACAAUGUCUGAGAAAUACAGCCACUCGGCUGCCGCAAAUGGAUAUACAGACAGCAUCAUGUGCCACUCAACCUAUCAGUCGGAGCCACAGGAGUCUGAAUGGAACGAUUAACUUUGGCACAUUAACUCCCCAUUAACCUGACAAUUAUCUAGUAUGGGUAGUAUCUAGCUAGUAUGGGUAGUAUCUAGCUUUACUUCUGUUCUGGUAGAAUGUGUAAAUAACUAUGGGCCAGAUUUACUAAACAGGGCAAAUUAGCGUGAGAGUGCCAUUCCAUAAAAAUGCCGAUGGGAGGGAAAAAUUCUGCGGGUGAUUUACUGACAAGGUGCACAUUAAAGAAAACAUACACAACAUCUCAGUUCCCUAAUGACCAAUGCUAUCCUUUCUCACAUUUCCGGGUUUCUCACAGCAGAAGUCAUCAUAGUUGGAUAAAAUCUGAGAGCAGUGAAUGGAGGAGUACCAUAAAUAUUUACUUUUUGCAUUCACAUUUGCUCAAAUAGCAAAAGAAAAACUCCAGAUAGUGUUUUCACUACUUUCAAUUAAAGGAGAAAAAAAUUGAGAGAGAUUAAUAUCCGCAGUCAGAAAAGAGAACGAUGUCAAAUUUACCGUCCCUCCCAUAGAAUCUGCAUUAGAAACACCCUCGCAUUAGUUAACUAUUUUUUUGUAACUUGAAGAAAAGGUGAUAUAAUACAAAGUUUAAUGUUAUAAAUGUACAUAUAUUUAAAAAAAAAAAACAUGAAAAACUUAAGGAUUUAUGAUGAUGACCAUUGAAACGGUCUUGUGAAAAGGGUCCAACAAUGGGAGGGGAAAAUUCUGUGGGUGAUUUACUGACAAGGUGCACAUUACAGACAGUGUUGCCAAGCUUGUGGUUUUCCCACAGAAGUGGGCUAAUGAAUUUGCCACAGUUGUUUUUUAUGUCUGUGGGUUGAAUCAUGUCUGCGUGUUGAAUCAACCCCAGCAAUGUGAUAUUUAUCCCUUGGAAUGCAAAUUUUACCAAGAAAACAAAACAAAAAAAUUUUUUAACAGGGGACCCCCCUCGAAACACAGUUGGACUAGUUUUGGACUAAUUCUGGGUAACAAUUGGGCGAGUUUUGUUGUGAAAACCUGGCAACCCUGAUUACAAAACACAUAUGAUCUCAUUUGCAUAUUGACCAGCACAAUCUACUAAGAGCAGUGCAAAAUUACCACCUGCUUUUUUGGGGCGUUAAAUAAUGGUGCCAAUACAAUACCAGUCUGGAAGGGAAACUCCUACAAAUGCAUAUUCAAUAAGGUCAGGUGCAAAAAUAACUGUGUGCACGCCUUUUCAGCGCUAAUUCUAAACUGUGGGUCUUUAGUAAAUCCAGCCAGUGCUAUUUAAAGCCAAAAGAUGGUUUGCGCUGGCGCAAGUUGUUAGUAAAUCUGGCCCUAGAUUUUAUUUUUAUAAAAACUGAACACACAUUUAACAAAAACUAUAUAAAUUAACUAUUGCAGUUACACAGUAUGGUAUCUCUUGUAAUAUAUUGUCUUUUUGUACGUUGUGUUUUUCAGAUAUUUCAUGUUAAUAAACAUUGAUUUUUGAUUAAUCA